AUGUUGAGGCAACAACGCCCAGGUGAGGUGCAGCUGGGGACAGCCCUGUAUGAGCUGGUUGGCUACAGGCAGCCCUCCUCCACCUUGCUCCCUAAGCAAGUGCAUGACAAGCCGGAGCCUGCUCCUGAGCAACAGCAGGGGCUGCUGGGCAGUGCCAGAAGCGGCGGCAGCAAGACUGAGCAGAAAAAGGAGCAGCAGCAGCUGAGGCGAAAGAUCAACAGCCGGGAGAGGAAGAGGAUGCAGGACCUGAACCUGGCCAUGGACGCGCUGCGGGAGGUGAUCAUGCCCUACUCUGCAGCCCACUGCCAGAGCUCCCCGGGCAGGAAGCUCUCCAAGAUCGCCACGCUGCUCCUGGCCAGGAACUACAUCCUCUUGCUGGGCAGCUCGCUGCAGGAGCUCAGGCGGAUCAUUGGGGAGAUGAGUGGCUCCGGGCCCAGGGUGCUGCUGGCCGGGCUGCCCCUCUUCGCUGCGCCGGGCUCUGUGCUGCUCACCCCGGGGAACUUGAACCACCCGGACAGCCUGCGGUCCGCCAACAAAUACCUCUCGCUGUCCCUGGAGGAGCAGCAGUGCAGCCAGCUGCAUUUGGCCGGGGGAGCCAGCCUGUGCACCUGCGCGAUCUGCAAGUUCCCUCACUUCAUCCCCUCCAGCCUCAGCCUCGCCGCCGUGCAGAGCCAGUUCUCCAAGUGA
This is a messenger RNA of Emys orbicularis (European pond turtle), 687 nucleotides long. RefSeq names its product oligodendrocyte transcription factor 1 (gene OLIG1). Gene Ontology annotation, cellular component: nucleus. The record is from RefSeq and is a predicted model, not a curated record. Bases 1 to 687 code for a protein of 228 amino acids. Gene Ontology annotation, molecular function: protein dimerization activity; E-box binding; DNA-binding transcription factor activity, RNA polymerase II-specific. NCBI's taxonomy places the organism in Eukaryota, Metazoa, Chordata, Testudines, Emydidae. Gene Ontology annotation, biological process: positive regulation of transcription by RNA polymerase II; axon development; sensory organ development. The transcript has a single exon.